UUCACCACCUCCAUUGCAUAUUCACCACCGAGCGCACCCGCCGGGUUCGCGAGAGUUACUUAUCCCGUGUCAAGGCUAUUUAUCCCGGGUCAGUGUGCUUAAAUGAUGAUGAUGAGGAGGAGUUGUGCCGUGUUGUGCUGCGCGGGGCGAACUUGGGGGGAGGAGGAAUAUGGAGAGCAGACCAAGUCUCUCCGCCGGAUACUGCGGCAAUCUUUGGAGAUGAUUAUUCGGGCUGUCACUCUUUAGGCGCGUGAGGAGCGAGACCUGGCAGCCAGCGAUCUCUCCUUGACAACCGGGAGGGUUAUGUCUGCCAACACCCCACAUUUCAUAAAUAGUGCGGGAAGGUGGAGCCCUUACGUUGUGGGCGCGUGUGUCCGCCGCAACAGCGACUGAACGAAGGAAAAUGCCACCCUGAGAUUCAAAUUUGAACAAAGGAAGCUGGCGAUAACCCUCGCGCUUUUGUGCUGUAACCGACGGAGUGAAGAUGAGACGCGAUUCAGAAUGUCUCUUCCUGAUUAUUGUCAAGAACAUGCUGUAAUGACACAUUUCGGCUGAUCAGAAAUGGGGGAGGGGGUGGUGCUCAUUUCUGGGGCGCGCCGCUGCUUAAAGGAAAGUGAUAAUGAGAUUUUUCUGAACAUUUUACCGUUUCUACUGUGAAAAGGAAGCGAUAAAACGUUAAGUCUAUGUUUAAGCGAUUUGUCGAGUUGUUAUAAUAAAAGGCCACAUAUAUCUAUACACACGUACCGUGACCGCAAGUAAAAACGAAAGCUACUUCGAUUGUAGGGCAGCUUUCGGUUGCUCUACAUUAAGUCACUGUUCUUUUUUCGGAGGUGCUGAAAUGCAGAGCCGUCUGUGAACAAGCCGCCCCUCCCCCACAGCACAGCACACCAUCGCGCGCAGCAGCAGAAUAGUAGGACGAGAGAGAGAGAUACGCGGCACCAGCGGCAGGGAAACACACCCGUCAACCGCGCGCCGAAGAAAAAAAAAAUCAGUAGAGACAAAGGAGAAGGGGAAAUGGAUGUGUGGAAGCAGUGUCCGUUUAAAACAGAAAUGAAAUGGAAGUGCUGGUCGCCGUGUACAUAACAGGGUAAGGUGUAAAGUGUAUUUUAAUGUGGUGGCGCGAGGCAAGGUACUGCAAGCUGAAAAGACGGAAAGCUGUUUUAGUCCGUCUGCGAUGGCUCGUGCAGGGGGAUGUAGCAGCAUACAGAAGAAUGUGCCUCUUUCCUUUUUGAUAUAUUUAUUUUUUAGUGGCCUUGCGUCUGCACAGGUUCGAUAUUCUGUUACUGAGGAAUUGGAACACGGAACUGUCGUUGGAGAUAUCGUGCAGGAUUUGGGGUUAGAUAUUCGAAAGCUACCCGCCCGAAACAUAAGGAUAAUCUAUACAAGCGCGACGCGAUAUUUCGAUAUCAACCCUAAAAAUGGGAAACUGACUGUUAAUGAAAGAAUCGACAGGGAGACGCUUUGCGAUUUAAGCGCCACCUGCUAUUUGAAUCUGGAGGUCGUGGCUGAGAACCCGUCGGAAGUGUACAAUGUGGAGGUGCAGGUACUCGACGCGAAUGACAAUGCGCCGCAGUUCCCCAGAGACGAAUAUCAACUGGAAAUAUCAGAAUCGGCUUUGCCUGGGUCGCGCUUUCCUAUCGAGAGCCCGCAGGAUCAGGACCUGGGGUCUAAUUCCGUCCGGCUGUACCAGCUGAGCCCAAACGACCACUUCGCGCUGGACUCCAACAAGCCCUCCCUGAACAGCAGACCGAUUGAGCUCGUGCUUAAAAAUUCUCUGGAUCGCGAGAAGGCGGCUUCCCACCAGCUGAGUCUCGCCGCGGCAGAUGGCGGCACUCCCGCCAGAACAGGUACUGCAAAAAUAUACAUUCGGGUCUUGGAUUCAAACGACAACGUGCCAGUGUUUGACAGUUCUGUGUACAAAGUGAAAUUGUUAGAAAACUCUCCUAAGGACACGCUGGUGAUUAAGCUGAAUGCCACUGAUCUGGAUGAGGGUUCGAACGGACAGGUGAUCUACUCGUUCAGCAGCUACACCCCGGAGAGGGUGCGCCAGGUGUUCAGCAUGGACCCCGCCACCGGCCAGAUCCGCGUGCGGAGCCAGGUGGACUACGAGGAGACCAGCUCCUACGAGAUGUACGUGCAGGCCAUGGACAAGGGGGCGGGGGCGGUGGCAGUGCACUGCAAGGUGGUGGUGGAGGUGGUGGACGUGAACGACAACGUGCCUGAGAUCGUCCUGUCCUCGCUGUCCAGCCCGGUGCGGGAGGACGCGCGCGCCGACACGGUGGUGGCCCUGAUCAGCGUGACGGAUCGCGACUCCGGCCCCAACAAGCAGGUGAGCCUGGAGAUCCCCCCGGGCCUGCCCUUCAAGGUCAAGUCCUUCAGGAACUACUACACGCUGGUGACCUCCGCCUUCCUGGACCGCGAGACCACCGCCGCCUACAACGUGACGCUCAGCGCCACCGACUCAGGGACCCCGCCCCUCUCCUCCCAGAAGACCAUCCAGGUGGACGUGGCGGACGUGAAUGACAACCCGCCGCGCUUCGAGCAGACGUCCUACACGGUGUACGUGGCGGAGAACAACGCGCCGGGCGCCUCCCUGUGCACGCUGCGCGCUCAAGACGCCGACGUCAACGAGAACGCCCGCGUCACCUACACCGUGCUCAACGACAACAACCACGGCGUUCCCGUCACCGCCUAUGUGUCGGUGCGGGCGGACUCGGGCGAGGCCUACGCCCUGCGCUCCUUCGACUACGAGACGCUGCGCGAGUUCCACUUCCAGGUGAAGGCGCAGGACGGCGGGGUGCCGCCGCUGAGCCGCGUGGCCACCGUCUACCUGUACGUGACGGACCAGAACGACCACGCCCCCGAGAUCUCGCACCCGCCCAGCAACAGCUCGCGCAGCCCGGAGACGGUGCUGAAGAACGCGGAGGCGGGGCAGCUGGUCACCAAGGUGCUGGCGUACGACGCGGACGCCGGGCGCAACGCCUGGCUGCUGUUUGCGCUGGAGCACGCCACCGACCCCGACCUCUUCAAGGUGCACGAGCACACCGGCGAGAUCCGCACCACCCGCAAGAUCGUGGAGGACAACUCCACCUUCUUCAGCCUGACGGUGCUUGUGCGGGACAGCGGGCGGCCCGCCCUGUCCGCCUCCGUCACCGUCAACGUGGCCGUGAUGGAGGUCCCGCCCAAGGUAGCGCCCGACCCGCGCAAGAUCGUCCGGCCGCACGGCACGCUGCUCUUCUCCAGCGUCACGCUCUACCUGAUCGUGGCGCUCAGCGCCACCACCUUCGUCUUCCUGCUGACGGUGAUGGUGCUGGCCGUGGUGCGCUGCCACGCCUACUGCGCCCAGGCGGGCACCUGCUGCCCGUGCUGCGUGUGGCAGAAGGCCGGGGGCACGGGGGGCGGGGCCAGCGGCCAGCAGACCAGUAAUAACGUGGUGCUGCGGCGGGACCUGAAGGUGGAGCCGCACUACAUCGAGGUGCGGGGCAAUGGCUCCCUCACCAAGACCUACUGCUACAAGACCUGCCUGACCGCCACCUCCGGCAGCGACACCUUCAUGUUCUACAACACGGGCUGCCCCCCCGGCGCCACCAUGGGCUCCGAGCGCUUCUUCACCGGCCAGAGUGGCCAGAUCCAAAGGCUCCUAAUGCAGACUGGCGGUACUCAGCCUCUCUUCGGGCGGGAAUGCAGAGGUCAGCACUUCCAUCUCCUUCUGGAUCAUGCAGCACGCUCGGUGCACAUGGAGGAGUCAUCAGUGAUGCAGGGAGCUCAGGGUGUUCUGGUGCAGAACUGGCCCACCGUGUCCAGCGCAGCUGGAGAUGCUGAGGGGGGUGAGGUGUCGCCCCCUGUAGGUGCGGGGAUGAACAGUAACAGCUGGCACUACCGUUACGGGCCGGGCCCAGGGUACCCGCCACAGGCCCUGAAGCCGGGCGAGGUUCCGGAAGCCUUCAUCAUCCCCGGGUCCCCCGCCAUCAUCUCCAUUCGGCAGGACCAGGGCGGGCCCGACGACAAGAGCGACUUCAUCACCUUCGGGAAGAAGGAGGAGGCCAAGAAGAAGAAGAAGAAGAAGAAGGGAAAGGAAAAGAAAGAGAAGGGAAAGGAUGGGGAGGAGGAAUAACACAUGCAUCUACUUCACACCCCACACUGCUCUGACCUGGAGCUGCUAUCCCCUUCCACACCACAAGGGGAGCCAUAGCUCCAAAAACACAAACAUUACAGUGCAUACACACACACACACACACACACACACACACUCACAUUUCUCUCUUUCUCUCACACACAUACACACACACAUACCCGUACACACUCACAACCCCAAUCUCGUCAGUCACGUGGUUCUGAAGAACCUAUAUUCUCACACCAAUUCUGAGACUUAAAGAUACAAAAGAAAAACGGUUGAACAGAAGCAGGAAACAGACUCUCUCUCUGUCUUACACACACACAGGUAAAGACAGGGUGGUCCCUGAUAAUGGGGUGUGUAACCCACCUGUACGGGACUGUAUGUAAAGUGUAACGCCUGGAAUGAUGCUGCUCUCGUCUGUUUAUUUACGUUCACCCCGAAUCCCUCGCUUCUGUUCUGAAUAUUUGAUAGUUGUGCGUAAUACCUCCCUCUGACCAGAGAGAUUGGUAGUACAGAGAGAUUGCCAUUCACCUGUAUACACCUCUCUCUCUCUCUCUCUCUCUCUCUCUCUCUCUCUCUCUCUGUAUUUACCCAUUGAGCCGGUAAGGUAAGGGGUCGACUGUUUUAGCCUAAUCAUGGCACCUGUGCUGAAGGGCAUUAGUGAGGCGCCCCCUAGGGAGGAGAGGGGCAUGGCGUGGUAAGGCUGUAGAGAACAGGGCCCGCUAUGACUGCUAAUGACCAGCAGGAUACUGAGCCAUGCCUACUCACAGGCCUGUGGGUUAGAGGAGAGCACAGUAACGUCCACUCCCAAAAUGGCUGACACCCUCCUGCCCACUCACAGGCCUGUGGGUUAGAGAAGAGGACAGUAAUAUCCACUCCCAAAAUGGCUGACACCUUCCUGCCACUCACAGGCCUGUGGGUUAGAGGAGAGGACAGUAAUAUCCACUCCCAAAAUGGCUGACACCUUCCUGCCACUCACAGGCCUGUGGGUUAGAGGAGAGGACAGUAAUAUCCACUCCCAAAAUGGCUGACACCCUCCUGCCCACUCACAGGCCUGUGGGUUAGAGGAGAGGACAGUAAUAUCCACUCUCAAAAUGGCUGACACCUUCCUGCCACUCACAGGCCUGUGGGUUAGAGGAGAGGACAGUAAUAUCCACUCCCAAAUGGCUGACACCUUCCUGCCCCUCACAGAUGUCACAUUUUUGUAUUCCUCACGUGAACAUGGGUGCUCUGGAGAAGAGUGUCUCCUAAGUGAUUGUAAUGUACUGUAGUGACUGCUGGUGAAAAGAGAGAGAACGGGGGGGGGGGGGGGGGGGGCGCGUACCUUGUGAAUAUUGCGUCUUAACUUACACUUAAACAUUUUAAAUAGUGAAAGGGGGGCUGAUUUGAGGGUGAGCUGCCUGGCGCUAUCCGUGAUGCUUUAUUUGAUAACAUGCUGAAGACAGGAGCGUGUAAAUGUAUUUAACUGUGCGGUCUCAUAGCUGCAGAGGCACAGCACUACUGGCAUUCCACAGCACAUGCCCAGCUCUCCGCCCCCUCCUCUGCCCUCUGUGCUGACCAAUCAGAGAGGAGAGGAGUGAUGUCACCGCUGCUGUUGGUUUGGCUCCGCCCCCUGUGGUCUAGUGCUGUCAGAUCGGACUGACUGUUUGCAUGUUAUAAUCAGAAGAUACAGAAACAAUAUAUAGAGAUUAUGUAUAUAUAGAUAGUUAUGUUCAUGAUUUUAUCUUUCAUUAAUCACACAUUCAGAGACAUAAACAUUGUCUCUGCUGUCCAACAUCUUUCACACCCACAGGAGCUUCUGCUGUCCUCCUGUUGACGUUAACUUUGACUAACCUUCUACAUAUAUGUACAACUAUAGUGUUAUGCUCUCAAAUGCAAUUUUACUUUUUUAUUUGAUGACUUCAUGACUUUUGAGAAUUAAUAAGAAACAUGUUUUUGUUAAGCUUUGAAAUGAUGAUCUUAAUACCAUUGUAAUGUGAAACUGAACAAUGUAUGCGCUUAAUGAGAAAAUAUCUUUCCCUCCCCCAUUUGAAAAAAAGGAAAAAGAACCAAAAAAAUUCAAAGAAGGAAAAAGCAAAAAAAAAGAAAAGGUGUGUGUCUGCCUGUGCUGUGAACGCUGUGUGGUGUCCGCUGUGGUCAGCUGACCGCGGCUCAGCAGGGCUCUGACCUGCUCAUCUGUGUCCUGCUCACUUCGUGAUUUUUAAUUUACUUUGAUUAUGGAUACUGGUAAUGUGCUGUUUAUAAAUCACCAAUAAACUUUUCUUUCUUAAAUAUGUGAAGGAA
Messenger RNA from Anguilla anguilla (European eel), 6400 nucleotides. Its product is annotated as protocadherin alpha-C2-like. Gene Ontology annotation, biological process: homophilic cell-cell adhesion. Bases 1175 to 4114 code for a protein of 979 amino acids. The transcript has 4 exons. NCBI's taxonomy places the organism in Eukaryota, Metazoa, Chordata, Actinopteri, Anguilliformes, Anguillidae. The record is from RefSeq and is a predicted model, not a curated record. Gene Ontology annotation, cellular component: plasma membrane. Gene Ontology annotation, molecular function: calcium ion binding.